Candida dubliniensis CD36 is the source of this 1662-nucleotide messenger RNA. RefSeq lists its product as uncharacterized. Gene Ontology annotation, molecular function: transmembrane transporter activity. The transcript is spliced from 2 exons. Bases 1 to 1662 code for a protein of 553 amino acids. Gene Ontology annotation, biological process: transmembrane transport. Gene Ontology annotation, cellular component: fungal-type vacuole. NCBI's taxonomy places the organism in Eukaryota, Fungi, Ascomycota, Pichiomycetes, Serinales, Debaryomycetaceae. The record is from RefSeq and is a predicted model, not a curated record.
AUGUUUGAUCAGGAGAUUAAUAAAAUCCCUGAGUACGAAAUGGUUCCUGGUACCAUUCAACUAGUUGAUGUUACUGGAACCUUGGAAGUGGAAAAGAACGGUGACAAAUCCAAUAUCAUUUUACAACCACCACCUUCGAAAAAUAUUAAUGAUCCAUUGCGCUGGAGCAAGCGGAAAAGAAGAAUCCAGUUUUUCUUGUUAUUUAUUUGGUCAUUCCUUCAAUCUUCAACGUCCAACUUCACCGGACCCUUGUACGAUGCAUUUGUUGAAGCCUUGGAUGUGACUUAUCAGGAUAUCAGUAAUACUGCUGCAUUGUGUUUUACUGGAUUGGGGUUAGGGGUUAUUAUUAUUCAACCAUGUGCUGCAAAAUAUGGAAAGCGAGUGGUGUACUUGACCUGUACUCUAAUUGCUAUAAUAGGAUGCAUUGUUGGUGGCACAGGGAAGAAUUUGGCCCUGUUGUAUAUCUUCAAUUUCUUAAGUGGGCUCGGCGCGUCUCCGGUAGACAGUAUUGCCGAAGUGUCUGCUAAUGAUCUUCAUUUCCAACAUGAAAGAAGUACAGCACUUUCAGUAAUCAUCAUGGCGUUAUAUUUUGGAUCCUUUUUAUCGCCAGUUGCAGCCGGUUAUAUCACUGAAAAUCCUCAUCUUGGCUGGAGAUGGUGUUUUUAUAUCCAGAUAAUAAUAUAUGCGGUGUUGUUCAUCGUCAUGUUUUUCGUAUUGGAAGAUACAACUUUUACAAGAGAUUUGAAAAGAGAAGAUGAGUUUGAAGAACAAAUCCUUCAUCAAGUACAGUCUAUGAGAUCGAAGGACAAUGUUGAUGUUAUUCUUAGUUCAAGCGCAUCAGUCAAGAGUGAAGAGAAUGAGUCUAUUGACGAGUCCAGUAUCCCCAAAAAAACGUAUUGGGAACGCAUGAAGUUAAUUCACACUGAAUAUGGUGACCAUCGAUCAUGGUUGCUUAUAUUUGUACGGCCAGCAUUUUUGGCUUACUUUCCUGCCAUUAUAUGGUCAAGUUGUGCCUACGGGGCGCAAAUGAUGUGGUUGAGUUUGAUGGGAAACACGCAAACAAUAUUUUACGCCAGUGAGCCAUAUAAUUUUACAGCAGACAAGGUUGGCUUAACCAACCUCGCGCCUUUUGUUGGGGUUGUUUUGGGUAUGUUAUAUGGUGGUAGAUUUGUUGAUUGCUUUUCUCUACAAAAGGCAAAAAGAAACUAUGGUAUACUGGAACCGGAGCAUAAACUAUGGACCAUGGUUGUACCCUUACUUUUUAAUGCUGCUGGUUUGAUUGCAUAUGGAUUGGGGCCAUAUUAUGGUGCGCAUUGGGCCAUUUCAGUUAUUAUUGGCCAAGGGUUCUUGGGCUUUGCCAUGGCUGCUUCUGGGACUUUGUGUUUGACUUAUGGUGCAUUCGAUUGUUAUCACAAAUUAGCUGGCGAAAGUGUCGUCUUGAUUUUAUUUAUUAGGAAUAUGUUUGGAAUGAUAUUCUGUUUUGCAUGUCAACCAUGGUUAGACAACAGUGGUGUCUUUUGGACAACUAUUACAAUGUGUAUUUUAUCCAUUGUAAUUAAUGGUGGUUUUGCCAUUUUGUUGGUGUGGGGUAAAACGUUCAGAAAAUGGACUGCCGGUCCAUAUGAGAGAUAUAGCAAUUCUAAUUAUGGAAAUAUUUUUUAA